Messenger RNA from Protopterus annectens (West African lungfish), 972 nucleotides. RefSeq names its product C-C motif chemokine 4-like. The transcript has 3 exons. Gene Ontology annotation, cellular component: extracellular region. Gene Ontology annotation, molecular function: CCR chemokine receptor binding; chemokine activity. NCBI's taxonomy places the organism in Eukaryota, Metazoa, Chordata, Ceratodontiformes, Protopteridae. The record is from RefSeq and is a predicted model, not a curated record. Gene Ontology annotation, biological process: immune response; G protein-coupled receptor signaling pathway; cellular response to type II interferon. Bases 227 to 541 code for a protein of 104 amino acids.
ACAAUCCAAAUUGUUGAGUCAUACUGCUGUCAUUGGAAUACAAAGAUAUAUUCUUAAAUUUAAGUUGUUCCAUGUAAGAUAUAGGAGAAAAGGGGAAUUUCUAUCCACCUCCACAGACACGCAUGCGUCCACAGAGGGAAGCUAAGCAUCUAAUACCAUAUAAAUAUGAACAUCUGACAUAUCAGAUCCAUACUUCAAAGACAAGCAACUUUGAUUUACAUUCAACAUGACUAUAAUUCAGCUCACUUCUAUAGCCAUACUGCUGGUUGCAUUCUAUUCUCAAACUCUGUCUGCGCCUGCUGCUAUAAAUUCUAACCCAGCAUCUCACUGCUGCUUCACGUAUGAUAAGAAACAAAUUCCAAGGAACCUCGUAAUUGAUUAUUUUCAAACAAGCAGAAGAUGUACCCUGAAGGCAGUUAUACUUGUUACAAAGAAGGGUGCAAAGAUUUGUGUUGAUCCACAGAAAACAUGGGUACAGACUUAUAUGAAAGUCCUGACUCAAAUUAAAGCUCAAGGACAGAAAAGCAGAAACAUAUUUUAAAAAACAUCCUAUGAAAGAGAGUCUCAUAUUGUGUGGCUUCAUGUAAUGUUAUUGUAAUUAAAUAUUAAUGUCAUUAUACUUAUUUAUUUUUGUACAAUGUCUAGAUUUAAGCACCAUAAUCAAAACUGACUGAUUGUUAAAAUGUAUUAUAGUAAGUUUGUAUGAAAUAUGUACAGCCCUACUCUGUUUCCAUUUAUAUCCAAAUGGGUAUUGCAGUGUUUUUAUCCAGUUAUAUUUAAAUGUGUUGUUUGUCCAAAGACAAUUUCUCAGUGUUUGUACUCUAAAAGUGAACAAAAUGUAAAAAAAAAAAAAAAAAUCCACGUAAACUAUUCUGAUAGGCAUCUAGAGUGAGUGUAGCAUCUAAGGAUUCAAUGUAGAUAGUGUGUGUGUGUGUGUGUGUGUGUGUGUGUGUGUGUGUGUGUGUGUGUGUG